Glycine soja is the source of this 1917-nucleotide messenger RNA. Its product is annotated as AT-hook motif nuclear-localized protein 15-like. The transcript has a single exon. Gene Ontology annotation, molecular function: DNA-binding transcription factor activity; minor groove of adenine-thymine-rich DNA binding. NCBI's taxonomy places the organism in Eukaryota, Viridiplantae, Streptophyta, Magnoliopsida, Fabales, Fabaceae. Bases 584 to 1393 code for a protein of 269 amino acids. Gene Ontology annotation, cellular component: nucleus. The record is from RefSeq and is a predicted model, not a curated record.
UUUCCUGUUAAGUCGCAGAGUGGAACCAAUCCUUUUAAUGAAAUCUUUGCAGAAGUUGGUCUAUUCUUUUUCGUUUGGAACGAGCCCGGUUUAGUUUAGUGAGCAAUGCAGCAUAGUUGUUUGGGAAGUCGAAAACUUUGAACCGUUUCCCCGGGAGACAAAAAAAGGAAACUUUUGCAGAAAACCGCUAAGCAAUUACCCAGACACACACACCGAUUCAAGCCUUCUUCAACCAAACCAAAGAUUAAAAAAAAAGUCUUCACAAAACGCCAGAGUCAGAGAGCACAGUUCAAAUCUCACCCCUUUCCUUUUCUACUUUAAUAUUAUUAUUUUCCGUUCCCUUUGAAACAACUCAAAGCAUUUACUCCCAACUAGCUAGCUAGACCUAACCCAACUCAGAUUGCAUCAUUUCUAAACGCUUCCUUUUCAUUCUUUUCUGGAACUCCUUCUUCUGUCAUAUUCUCUACUCUCUUAUAUAUUUGCUCUGUGCAAAACCAAAAACCCACUAUUUUUGGUUCAAGGUGGAUAAGAUCUGAAAUAGAUUUUGUUUGAUCUUAGCUAGAAAAAGAAACAAGUUCUCUUGAUGGCAAAUCGUUGGUGGGCAGGUAACGUGCCGGUGAGGCCCAAUGAACAAGACGACGGUGACAACAACCCUACUCCGACCAACAGUGGGAACAGUAACACCAACGUUAACGCGGUUACUGAGGACGAUGCCAACACAAACGACGGCGAGGAUCAGAAUCUAAGUGCCGGGCGGCGGCCGCGUGGCAGGCCACCCGGGUCGAGAAACAAGCCGAAGCCACCAGUGGUGGUAACCAAGGAGAGUCCCAACGCGCUCCACAGCCACAUCCUCGAAAUCAGCGGUGGCAGCGACGUGGCGGAGUGCAUUGCCACCUUCGCCACGCGCCGCCACCGCGGUGUCUCGGUCCUCAGCGGCAGUGGCGUAGUUACCAACGUCACGCUCCGGCAGCCGGCAGCCCCGGGAGGAGUCAUCACCCUCCAGGGGAGGUUUGAGAUUCUCUCCCUCUCCGGUGCGUUUCUGCCGGCGCCGUCGCCGCCGGAAGCCACCGGACUCACCGUGUACCUCGCCGGGGGGGAGGGACAGGUAGUCGGUGGAAGCGUGGUGGGGCCCCUUGUCGCCUCGGGGCCCGUGAUGGUUGUUGCUGCUACUUUCGCUAAUGCCACCUAUGAAAGGUUGCCUUUGGAGGAUGAACAAGGUGAAGAGGACAUGCCAGAUGUGAAUGAAGGUGGGGGUGGUGUAGGAACACCACCACCACCUUCACAAGGUGAACAACAACAGGUUUCAAUGCCGCUGUAUAAUUUGGUGCCUAGUAAUGGUGAUGGGUUUUGGGGGCCUCCACCUCGCCCUCCACCUCCACCUUCUAAUUAUUAAAACCAUGUCCUCACAUCACACUGCAGCGCGAUGUGAGGACAUUGUUUGGUGGGCAAUCUAUGAGUCUUGAUUCAUGCUCUUCUGGUAACUUUUUACUCAAAAAAACUUGUUUACUUUCCACCGCUGAUCUUGCUGACUUGUAUAUGUGCAGUGUGAUCAGACGGUUACUUUGUUUUCGUAGCAACUCAGGUUAGAACAACUUAGCUAGAACGUUUUAAUUUGAAUUUUGAUGAUCAUAUCAUAUCUGUUGCAUGUUAGUAUCUUAAUUUCUUCGGAGAACUUGUUUUGUUGUCUUUGUUAUUGUCUCUUCUGUUUAAUCUACAUAGUUAAUUUGGUUUUGGAAGAGUUCAUUUGGGAAUUUAUUGAAUGAACGGUAGACGUUUUUUUUGUACCAGUACUUCGGAUGGGGUUUGGGAGAUGUGCUGUACACUGCAACUUGUAUAGUUGAACUCUGGAAAAUGAACGAGAACAAUGGUGAUUGAAUUUUUAAGAAAUGUGCAAGGAAAAGUUAAUUUUUUUUGGGG